AUGUCAGUCGAUGCCUUGGGAGGGCGCCCUCCUCAGGACAUCGUCGCCAUCUUCCAUGCGUCCUUCCAUCCAACUCAAGGCAAUAUUAUUGACUGGUCUCUCAAGGCCAGCGAGGAUCUGACGCUUGACAAUCUCGAAUUCAGUGCUCUCCCGUCAGGUCUGCACCUUGUUGAAGAAGACGUCAUCUACUUCACCAAGGACGGACAACAGGGCGUUUGUGUUUUCCGACGUCGCAAGACGGUAGAGCAGGGUCACCGUGGCUUCCGACUCUCCUCUCUUGGAAUAUUGCUGGCCCGUUCCGAUCGUCCGCGACCCUGGCGACAUACCGCGGCUCUUAAGGAACUCACCACUCUCCUCUACUCCCGCUUCGAGAGUAACCAAAUUUCGAAUCCCAAAGAGGAGGACUGGGCACCCGCAAGGGACUUUUUCAACAGCCGCAAGGUCGCCAGAGCGGAUCUCAACGGCGCCGGCGACUGGAGUGGUUGGAGCUCUGAGUUGUUGGAGCGACUGGAUCCCGCAACCCUAUCGUCAACACCGACCCUUCAUCUUCCGCACCUCCUCCGGAUUCUGGGCCCAUCAUCCUUGAUUUUACACAAGCAUGUUGUGGGCCGAAGACGGAUUCUCAUUUACACCCUCCCCCCAGUAGAGGCCGCCUCGAUAUUGUGUCACGUUGCGGCCGAUAUGGCAUUCGAGCUGCAGGUCGAGUCCUCGUCGUCAACAUCAAGUCCAGAGGGGAGAAGUCGUCAGGGAAUUAAUGUUCUUGGGAUGAUCACAUUGAUGGACCUGGACAUGAUUGAAAAAGAGGGAAAGAAUGGACGAGGAUGGGUAGCUUGCACCACCGACGCUAUUUUCCUUGAAAAACCUUCUUAUUACGAUCUUCUCAUUGAUCUAACCACUCUUUCACCUCUCAAGGCCACUCGUCCCACCUUCUAUGCCUCCAAACCUGUUGCACCGUCAUCUCCAUCAUCGUCUUUGCGACCCCAAUACCGACUUUCGGUCGUACGCUUUUCAUGGAGUGAUGUGAAGCUUUGGAAUGAACUUAAUCGCCUUCUCCAACUCGAUUCAUCCUCACACGCUUCUUGCUGCUCCCCAGCAUCUACCUCUUCCAAACCCAACUCAAUAACCGCUUGGACAGACGCUUGGCGCGUAUACGAGGACGUCUGUGUUAUCUGUGCUGGGCUUUGGAUGGGCGCAUGGAGAGGUAAUUCUACCCCUUCCUAUUCCACAGCCGAUGGGGCUAGAAAUUGGGGCAGCGUGAGGUUAGAGGGAGAUGAAGAUUUCAGCUACCGCGCCGUUUCACGCAGAGCCGAGAGCGGAGAUUUGGCUUCCCUCAAUGAAGCAGAUUCGAAACAUGUCAGGAGUGUGGGGCUGGGUAUCGAGGGCGGACCUCGAGUCGCAUCAGGAAGUGGCAUCGUCACCAACAAGGCAAUGCGACGAACAAGCGCCAUGUCUUGGGCCAGCAGUCGAGCAACAGUCACAUCCUCUCCCGUCCCCGGAAGCAGCAAAGGAAUUGUGCGCGAGGAUACAACUGCAACCUCUGGCACGCUUAACGAAGCUGAGCAUGACACCAGCCAGGUGUUGACUACACUUUCGCUACUACAAACCCUGCAUGCCCACACCACCUGGCAAAUUGAACGGCUCGGGGCCGUGAUUGCAUCGAAACUGCAGGCCACCGACGAUACCGAGCUUACCAUUGUGUUGACACCGCGCGAUUUGGUUGCUCUUGAGCUGGGCGCACUGAGUAGCGCGGAUGCCAAGUACUUGGAGUGGCUUGGAGGUGAAUAUGCGCUUGCCUCAAGGGACAAUGUGAGUGGAAUCAAUUUCGUGGUCAAGAGAGGGUGGAAGGAGAUACUGUCUGUGAUUUUUGGUUAUGGCUAG
Mycena indigotica is the source of this 1878-nucleotide messenger RNA. RefSeq lists its product as uncharacterized. NCBI's taxonomy places the organism in Eukaryota, Fungi, Basidiomycota, Agaricomycetes, Agaricales, Mycenaceae. The transcript is spliced from 5 exons. Gene Ontology annotation, cellular component: lipid droplet. The record is from RefSeq and is a predicted model, not a curated record. Bases 1 to 1878 code for a protein of 625 amino acids.